Molecule: messenger RNA, 1404 nt
Organism: Talaromyces atroroseus
Lineage: Eukaryota; Fungi; Ascomycota; Eurotiomycetes; Eurotiales; Trichocomaceae
Exons: 2
Coding region: 1-1404 (467 amino acids)
Biological process (GO): 'de novo' NAD+ biosynthetic process from L-tryptophan
Cellular component (GO): cytoplasm
Molecular function (GO): indoleamine 2,3-dioxygenase activity; metal ion binding; heme binding
Source: RefSeq, a predicted model, not a curated record
AUGAAAAUGCCUGGAGAUAUUCCGGAUCCCGAAAAGUACGAUAUUUCUCUCAUAACGGGAUUCUUGCCCGCCGAAUCGCCGCCAGACUCUCUUCCUAGUCCAUAUUACGCCAAGUGGAAUUAUGUCGCACAGAAUAUGCAGGAAUUACUUACGACUAAGCGUUUGCGAGUGGUUGUAGAGAACCUGGAGGUCCUAGCCUGCGACCGCUUGGACACAAUAUCACAGAUGAGAACUGCCUACUCCACCCUUGCUUUCAUUUCUCAUGCAUAUAUAUGGGGAGGUGAAACCUCAGCCGAGGUGGUUCCGCGUUCGAUAUCGAUUCCUUUUCUGUCACUCUGCGAAAAGCUGGAGCUACCACCAGUUGCCACGUACGCGGCGGUGGUUUUGUGGAACUUCAAACCGAUCUCUGCCGCAGAGCGACUUGACUGUCUCGAAAAUCUCACAGCCCGUAUGACUUUUACUGGCGCAAUCGAUGAAAGCUGGUUCUACAUGGUAUCUGUAGCAUUUGAGGCACGCGGGGGGUUAUUGAUUGCUAUUGUUAUGGAGGCGAUCCGGUCUAUUUAUUCCAAAGAUGCAUUAUCUUUGGCAGUACACCUUCGACGACUUGGGGCUGCACUUGAAGGUUUGCCUGCAUUACUUCAGCGCAUGUAUGAAAAGUGUGAUCCACAAUUCUACUAUGAUCAGGUUCGCCCUUUCCUCGCUGGAAGCAAAAAUGUUUCAAAAGCAGGACUCCCCCGUGGGGUAGUAUUUGACGAUGGUACGGGAAGAAUGCAGCCUGUCCAGUUUGCGGGCGGCUCGAACGCGCAAUCGAGUUUAAUCCAGUUCCUUGAUAUUGCUUUAGGUGUCAAACAUCAGCCGGAAAGCAGUGGUACAAGAAGAGCAAACAACGAACAUGCGUCUCCCUCAGACGUGAGAGGCUUGAUAGCUCCCGAACAGGAACCUGUCCCAUUGCAGCCGAAAGAAGAACCACAGUUUAUUUUGGAAAUGCGCCAGUAUAUGCCAGGGCCUCACCGUCGAUUCUUAGAUCGUCUGGACUGUGUCACCAAUAUACGGGAUUUUAUUAAUGCAAACCCAGGAAAUAAUGACCUUUUUAGCUCUUACAGUGCGUGUCUUGCUGCGCUAGUAAGAUUUCGGAAUAUUCACCUUCAAAUGGUGGCCCGCUACAUUGUCCUUCCCAGCCGGAAAAUUGUGAACCAAGCAAGGCUUGUUUCAAUUGCAACCUCACAUCACAAAGCUGUUUCUUCAGAACAUUGUCUCGAUGACAAAAUUUCAAGCCGGCUGAACGAUAUCGAAGCGAACGACGACCUGAUAGGCACCGGCGGUACCAACCUUAUGCCUUUUCUAAAACAUGUUCGCGAUGAGACUCAGCAACUCCUUGACCAAGGCAGUAUAGACGUGCGUUAG